Messenger RNA from Lepus europaeus (European hare), 3403 nucleotides. RefSeq names its product actin related protein 5 (gene ACTR5). Lineage: Eukaryota; Metazoa; Chordata; Mammalia; Lagomorpha; Leporidae. Gene Ontology annotation, biological process: regulation of DNA-templated transcription. The transcript has 9 exons. The record is from RefSeq and is a predicted model, not a curated record. Gene Ontology annotation, cellular component: cytoplasm; Ino80 complex. Bases 1 to 1824 code for a protein of 607 amino acids.
AUGGCGGCGAACGUGUACCUCUUCCGCGAUGCCCGUGCGGCCCCGGAUCCGGUGCUGGAGGCCGGCCCGGUGGCUCCCGGGCCGCAGCCGGUGCCGCUGGUGCUGGACAACGGGUCGUUCCAGGCCCGCGCCGGCUGGGCGUGCCCCGGGCCGGACCCGGGCCCCGAGCCGCGCCUGCAGUUCCGCGCCGUGUGCGCCCGCGGGCGCGGCGGGGCGCGCGGCGGGGCGGGCCCGCAGGUAGGCAACGCGCUGGGCAGCCUGGAGCCGCUGCGCUGGAUGCUGCGCUCGCCCUUCGACCGCAACGUGCCGGUCAACCUGGAACUGCAGGAGCUGCUGCUGGACUACAGCUUCCAGCACCUGGGUGUCUCCUCACAGGGCUGUGUGGAUCACCCCAUAGUUUUGACAGAAGCCGUGUGCAACCCCCUGUACUCGCGACAGAUGAUGUCUGAGCUGCUUUUCGAGUGCUACGGCAUCCCCAAGGUCGCCUACGGAAUAGACAGCCUCUUCAGUUUCUACCACAACAUGCCGAAGAAGGCCGUUUCCAGUGGGCUCAUCAUCUCCUCCGGAUACCAGUGCACGCAUAUCUUACCCAUCCUAGAUGGCAGGUUAGAUGCUAGAAACUGCAAGCGCAUCAAUCUUGGAGGAAGCCAAGCAGCUGGCUACCUCCAGCGUCUCCUGCAGCUCAAGUACCCUGGGCACCUGGCAGCCAUCACCCUGAGCCGCAUGGAGGAGAUCCUGCAGGAGCACAGCUACAUCGCCGAGGACUACGUGGAAGAGUUGCAGAAAUGGCGGUGUCCUGAUUACUACGAGAACAACGUCCACAAGAUGCAGCUGCCGUUUUCCAGCAAGCUGCUGGGCAGCACCCUGACCUCUGAGGAGAAGCAGGAGCGGCGGCAGCAGCAGCUGCGCAGGCUGCAGGAGCUGAACGCGCGGCGGCGGGAGGAGAAGCUGCAGCUGGAUCAGGAGCGGCUGGACAGACUGCUGUAUGUGCAGGAACUUCUAGAGGAUGGUCAGAUGGAUCAGUUUCACAAAGCUCUCAUCGAGCUGAACAUGGACUCCCCGGAAGAGCUGCAGUCCUACAUUCAGAAGCUCAGUGUGGCAGUGGAGCAAGCUAAGCAGAAGAUCCUUCAAGCGGAAGUAAACCUCGAGGUGGAUGUGGUGGACAGCAAACCAGAGACCCCUGACCUGGAGCAGCUGGAGCCGGCUCUGGAAGACGUGGAAAGCAUGAAUGAUUUUGAACCUUUGUUUUCGGAGGAAACACCUGAAGCAGAGAAGCCAGUCACCACCGUUCAGCCUGUGUUCAACCUGGCAGCCUACCAUCAGCUGUUUGUUGGGACAGAAAGAAUUCGAGCUCCAGAAAUUAUUUUCCAGCCGUCUCUCAUUGGAGAAGAGCAGGCCGGAGUGGCAGAGACUCUGCAGUACAUCCUGGACAGGUACCCGAAGGACACUCAGGAGAUGCUCGUUCAGAAUGUCUUCCUCACUGGCGGGAACGUGAUGUACCCCGGGAUGAAAGCCAGGAUUGAGAAGGAGCUGCUGGCGAUGAGGCCCUUCCAGUCUUCUUUCCAGGUUCACCUUGCCUUGAACCCUGUGCUGGAUGCCUGGUAUGGUGCUCGUGACUGGGCCUUGGACCACCUGAAUGAUGACGAAGCCUGGAUCACCAGGAAAGACUAUGAAGAGAAGGGGGGCGAGUUCCUCAGGGAGCACUGUGCUUCCAACGUCUACGUCCCCAUCCGCCUGCCCAAGCAGGCCUCGCGCUCCUCGGAAGCCCAGGCAUCCAUCAAAGGCCCAGGGCCCGGUGGAAGUGGUGCUGGCGAGCAGGCGUAGCAGGGAUCCUGCGCCUAACACCCGGGAGCCACCUGGGCAGAUUGACGGGGCAGUGCUGUGCCAGAAGAUUCUGCCCUGAGGCCAGCGGUCACGUUUGGCUGCAGAAUGAUUUCUCCUGGGGAGAAGAAUUAUGGGACACAGGGAGUUGUCACCCUUGAGGGUGCUGUUCACAUGGACUGCUCUGGGAAGAGCUGGUGGACGACCUCUGGUGUCCGUGUUGAGCCGUGGUGACUGUGGCUUCAGGUUCCUGCAGCAGCGAGUGCAGGCAGAGCAGAGGGCAGAGAUGGAGAGAUGAGCAAGAAAGCCACAGUAUUAUUUAAAGAGAUCCUUUAAAAUGUAUUGUAUCUGUGUGGAUAUUGUAUUUUUGUAAAUUUACUCAGAAGAUGGGUGACUGUCCAGCAGGGGGAGAUCUUUCAUGUACAUACACUAAAAGGUUACGUUUAUGUAAUAAAAGCAUCACCCACACACUCUAAGGAACUGGAAAUAAUUUCCUUCCCCCUAUUAUUUUCCUUACAAAUGAGAAAAAAGGCCCACAGAGGGUCACCAACUUGCACAGAGUUCAUUCUACUGGCCAGGGACCUCCUGUCCGCUGGUUCACUCCCUAAAUGCCUGCAGUGGCCAAGACUGGUCUGGGGCUGAACCCCGGGGACCAGGAACACAAUCCAGCUCUCAGGUGGUUAGCAGGAACCCAGUUACUUGAGCUGUCACUACUGCCUCCUGGGGUGUGCAUUAGCAGGAAGCUAGAGUUAGAGCUGGAGCCAGGAAUUGAACCCAAGGACUCCAGUAUGGGAUGCCGGUGUCUUAACUGGUAGGCUAAAUAUCCACCUCCGCAGUUUCAUCUUCAGUGGGCAAAUGAAUCCUCUCUGAGGAAUACUGUAAGAAAAGACUAAAACAAGAAAAUGCAAACUAAAACUUUUUAGCAGAUAAUGCAUCUCCCUCCACAUACAGACAAAGGCCGCUACAGGGCAGCUGAUGACCGUGAACUGUAGAUAGAUUAGGGAGCGCAGGUGUGAGGACGCCAGAGAGCCCGUGAGCAGUGCUGGCCGAAGCAUGGGGACACGUGAGGGGGGGCAGGCAGGACUCGGGGAAAAAAACAAAAGGGGAAAAUUAUCUCAGAAACUUGAAUUCAAGUGCAAGACAGUGACAUAUUUUGCAGUGAUAUGUUGCAUCCUUGAAAGUUGACGAGACAGUAGACUUCAGUGUGUUCAGCAUGAGAGAUUGAGAUGUAACGAGCUCCCUUUAGCCUUCUCACAAAGCAUACAUAUUUCAGAGCAGCAUCUUGUCAUAAAUCUAUGCAAUAUUUAUUUGUCAAAUAAGAGGGGGAAACACCUUUCAGCAUGAAAGAAGAGGGUACGCAAUUGAAAAGAUACAAAGAAUAAGAGAAAGUAAUAAAAAUGGACAAAGGCAAAAGAAACCGCAUCAAGUUGUAUAUAGUUGAAGACCAUAAAGUUCAACUAUACUGAAUUGUUCUCAUUGUGGUAAAAGCCACAUGACAUAAAAUUUAAACUGUCUUAACCAUGUUUGCACGUUCUUGGUCAGUAGCUCUCUUUCUCAUGUUGCAAAAUAAAAACUCCAUUGG